AUGGCUUCCCAAAUGCCAAUGUUCAUCGAAACGCCCGUUGCCACGAUCCCUCCUCUCCAUAACCGCCUGCACAGUACCUUCUCCACGCUCAAAACAUACCCGCUCGAGUACCGUCUCGAGCAGCUAAAUAAGCUCUACUGGGCUGUCAAGGAUAAUGAGCAACUCCUGGCCGAUGCACUACAUGCAGACUUCAGGAAGCCUUAUCAUGAGGUCUAUCUGACGGAGAUCAACUGGCUCGAGAACGUGGUACUCGGCAUCAUGAAGAAUCUGAGGGAGUGGGCGAAGGAUCAGCCGAUCAAGGGUGUACCGAUGACGAUGAGUUUAUUUAAUAAGCCCAAGAUGAGGAGUGAGCCGUUGGGGGUCGUGUUGAUUAUUGGACCCUCAAACUUCCCAGCCCAGCUCGUUCUGCAUCCUCUCAUUGGAGCCAUUGCCGGCGGCAACACUGCCGUAAUCAAGCCUAGUGAGCUCACCCCCAAUACCUCUGCGAUCGUAACUCGCAUUGUCGAGGCCCUUGAUCCUAGCGCAUAUAGCGUCGUCAACGGCGGUAUUCCACAGACCACGCAGCUACUUGACCUUAAGUGGGAUAAGAUCGUGUACACUGGGAGUACUCGUGUUGGCCGCAUUGUCGCCGCUGCGGCCGCAAAGAACCUUACUCCCGUGCUACUGGAGCUCGGAGGUCUUAACCCCGUAUUCGUGACUGCCAGUGCCAACGCAACCAUCGCUGCCAAACGCACAGCCUGGGGCAAGCUCCACAACGCUGGACAGAUCUGCAUAGCACCCAACUAUGUCCUCGUGCAUCCGUCGCAGGAGCAGGCGUUCGUUCAGGGCUUUAUCCAGGCUAUUUCUACGUAUCUUCCCAAUGGCGCCAAGGGGUCACCAGACAUGGCUAGCAUUAUUGAUGGGCGCUCGUUUGAGCGCGUCAAGGGGCUGCUUCAGACUACCAAGGGGAACAUCCUGUGCGGUGGGGGGGUGGACGAACACACGAGGUUUAUUGAGCCGACAUUGGUCAAGGUGAGUGAUGUGGGGGAUACGCUGAUGAAUGAGGAGAUCUUUGGGCCGGUACUGGCAAUGUUGGUAGUCGAUAAUGUCGACGAGAUGCUCAAUAUUGCCAGAGGCAUUGGGGAGACGCCGCUGGCGAUGUAUGUUUUUUCAUCAGAGAAAGAAGAGCAAGAGAAAUUAAUGCGUGGCAUGAAAUCCGGCGGCGUCACAAUCAACGACGUGAUGCUUCACGCUAGUACGACAGACGUCCCCUUCGGCGGUGUCGGCGAGUCUGGCCACGGCAAGUAUCGCGGCCGUGAUACCUUCGAAUCGUUUGUGCACAAACGCCCUGUAUUGUCGCAGCCCAUGUGGAUUGAGAAGCAGCUGCGGUUAAGAUACUCGCCGUACACGCCGGAAAGUCUCAAAAUGAUCAAAUCGAUGCUGGGGGACCCAAAAUCACCGUAUGGUAGGGACUGGGAUGGGAAGUCGGCGCCACUUUGGUGGAGAGUGUUGAGUUUUGGGGCAGCUGAUACGAAGGGUAUGUUGUUGAGGUGGGUGGUUCUUUUGACAACGUUGUGGCUUGGUAAGUCACUGGUGGCAGGUCUUGAGAAAUAA
This is a messenger RNA of Morchella sextelata, 1593 nucleotides long. RefSeq lists its product as uncharacterized. Gene Ontology annotation, cellular component: cytoplasm. The coding region runs from base 1 to 1593 and encodes 530 amino acids. Gene Ontology annotation, molecular function: aldehyde dehydrogenase (NAD+) activity. NCBI's taxonomy places the organism in Eukaryota, Fungi, Ascomycota, Pezizomycetes, Pezizales, Morchellaceae. The transcript has 5 exons. Gene Ontology annotation, biological process: aldehyde metabolic process. The record is from RefSeq and is a predicted model, not a curated record.